Molecule: messenger RNA, 6701 nt
Organism: Dalotia coriaria
Lineage: Eukaryota; Metazoa; Arthropoda; Insecta; Coleoptera; Staphylinidae
Product: fatty acid synthase-like
Biological process (GO): fatty acid biosynthetic process
Molecular function (GO): fatty acid synthase activity; oxidoreductase activity
Source: RefSeq, a predicted model, not a curated record
GAAGACCUUGAUAACAUGACGGGUGCUGACCCAUUAAAUAUUAAUGCUCGCCUGCUUCAAAUUGCAUUCAAAUGUAAAUCAAGCUCAAAAGUCGUCGAUAUAAAUCCCAGCAAAUUUGACCAACAAGCUCAUUGUGUCAGCGUGGCAGCUAGUGUUCUGUUACCUUCAUCAGCAUCAGCAUCAGCAUCAUGUCCAAAGUUCAAGGAAGUCGACGAUGUGGUCAUCUCUGGUCUUGGCGGGUACUUCCCAAAGUCCCGUCAACUGGAUGAGUUUAAGAAGAAUCUCAUGUCUAAUGAGAGUCUUCUGGAGAGUCGUUGGAAGGAAGGUGAACGUGGAAUUAGUAACAAGUUAGGAGUGGUCCCUGAUAUUGAAUUUUUCGACCCGGCUUUCUUUGGUAUCCAUCGCCAGCAGGCAACCUUCAUGGAUCCUAUGCAGAGAUUGAUGUUAGAAAGAACCUGUGAAGCCCUUUGUGACGCAGGAUUGAACCCUGCUGAAAUCCGUGGUAAACGUGUUGGUGUCUACAUGGGAUCAUCCAUUGGAGAGAACGACAACCUCUUCUACGAAUCAAUCGUUUCUGGUUUUGGAGUAACUGGUCACUCUAGAGCAAUGAUGGCUAAUCGCAUUUCUUACUGGUUGAAUCUCAAAGGCCCCAGUUGUUCCUAUGACUCGAAUUGGAUUAAUGGUAUAGAAGUUUUGCAAAUGGGUUAUGAUGCAGUCAGGCAUGGUCAUUGUGAUGCCGCCAUUGUGGGUACUGUUAACUUGGCCCUGAAUUCAGAAAUUGGAUGGUUGUAUAAUGAUAUGGGUUUGUUGUCCCCGGAUGGGUCAACUAAGGCUUUUGAUGCUGAAGCAACUGGUUAUGCAAGAUCUGAUGGUGUGAUUGCGAUUGUUAUUCAGAGGGCUUCUGAAGCAAAAAGGAGUUAUGCAACCAUCAUGGGUACAGCCACAGAAUACAAUGGACAUCGUGAAGGUACGCUGUUGGAUGUAGAUCAGAAUGGCAUGAGUGAAUUCAUUAAGAACUUCUAUAAAAACAACUGUAAAGUGAAGCCUGAUGAUGUGGGUUUCGUGGAGUGUUAUGGGUCUGGAUUAAAGAGGAUUGAUGAAAUUGAACUGAAUGCCAUCGAUGCUGUCUAUUCCCCUGGUCGUACGAAGCCUUUGAUGAUUGGUUCUGUUAAAACCAACUCAGGUCAUGCUGAAGCAUGCGCCAACUUUGUCUCAUUAGCAAAGGUUCUCAUCGCUUUUGAAACUGGAGUUAUACCCGCCACAAUCCAGUACAAGACUCCAAACCCCAACAUCAAAGGUUUAAUUGAUGGUCGCCUCAAAGUAGUGGAUAAAAACACAGAAUGGGAUGGUGACUACGCUGCAAUUCAUGGUAUAGGUCUAUCUUCAUCAUAUGCUCAUUGUGUAUUGAAGAGGAACGUCAAGAAGAAGGUACCUAUUGUUGAUGAUAUCCCUAGGUUGGUUCUAGCAUCAACCAGAACCGAGGAAGGCAUUAAAGAGGUUUUCGAUGAUAUCAAGAAGCAACCUUACGAUCCAGAGUACAUUGCCCUAGUUCAAAACUUCUUCUCCAAAACCAUCCCUGGUCAUUUAUACAAAGGUUAUUCCAUCAUGGAUAGUAACGAAGAAAUUGUCCGUGAGACUGAAUACUUCCCUGGCAACAAACGUCAGACCUGGUUUAUCUACUCUGGUAUGGGCAGUCAGUGGAACAUGAUGGGCAAGCAAUUAAUGGAACUACCCAUAUUUGCUGCUACCAUUCAAAAGUGUCACAAUGUAUUAACACCAUUUGGUUUAGACCUCAUCCAUAUCAUCACCUCUGAUGACCCAACUAUCUUUGAUAAAAUCCUUCAUAGUUUUGUUGGUAUUGCAGCAAUCCAGACUGCAUUAACAGAUAUCUUGAAUGCCCUGGGCAUAGUUCCCGAUGGUAUCAUUGGUCAUUCAGUAGGAGAGUUAGGUUGUUCCUAUGCUGAUGGCUGCCUUACAGUUGAACAAGUAAUGAUGUGUGCAUAUUCCCGCGGUAAGGCAUCUCAAGAUGCAGAAUUGAUCCCUGGCAUGAUGGCUGCUGUUGGUUUGGGUUACAACCAAAUCAAAAACCAACUCCCUGAACCCAUUGAAGUUGCUUGUCAUAACAGCGCAACCAGUUGUACCCUAUCAGGACCUAAAGCCGACAUGGAGAAAUAUGUCAAGGAAUUGACUGAUAAGGGAAUAUUUGCCAGAUUGGUUAAUGUAGCCAACAUUGCCUACCAUAGCAGAUACAUCAAACCAGCUGCACCAUUCUUACUUAAAUAUCUCGAGAAGAUCAUUCCGGACCCCAAACCGAGGAGCUCAAAGUGGAUCAGUACUUCAGUACCAGAAUCCCAAUGGGAUCGAGAGGAUGCUAAAUGGUGUUCAGCCACAUAUCAUACUAACAAUCUUCUUGGUCAGGUCUUGUUUGAAGAAGGAUCUAAACAUGUACCCAAAGAUGCUGUGUGUAUUGAAAUAGCUCCUCAUGGUUUACUGCAAGCCAUCAUCAAGAAAUCAUUCAAAUCUGGUUGUACAAAUAUUCCAUUGACCAUGAGAGGAACCAAAAAUGGUGUUCAGUUUCUUCUCAGUGCCAUUGGUAAAAUGUAUUUAUCUGGUAUAGAUCUGAACCUUGGUAAUAUCUUCCCAACUGUGGAGUAUCCCGUGAGUCGUGGAACAGCUUGUGCUGCACCUCUCAUUCGCUGGGAACACGGAGAAACCUGGCGUACUGGAUUGGAAGACAAACUUAAUUAUCUGGUUAGCGUUAAAGACGUUCCAAUUUCAAUUGCUUCCGAACAGUUUAGAUACUGUGUCGGACAUCAAUUGGAUGAUCGUAUUAUUUUACCAGUAUCUUCAUAUUUGACUAUUAUGAUGAAUAUCUUCAGUGCAAGUCGGUCUGUGGAAAUUAACGAAGCUAUUUUUGAAAAUAUCCGGUUUAGGAAUGUUAUUACUAUUCCCAAAGUUACUUCUGUUCCAUUUUAUGGAAUGGUACAACGAGGUAGUGGAGAAUUUGAAAUCUUAUCCGGUGAAGAAAUUAUCUGUACAGGAAAAAUCACUGUUCCCCAACCAACUGAUGAAUUCAUGGUUAAAACCUAUGAUAUUGAUGAUACAAAGGAUGUUGUUGAAUUAAACGCUUCUGAUUUGUAUAACGAGUUCCUCCAUCGUGGACAUAAAUAUACAGGAACAUUCAGAAAGAUUAAAAACCUGAAACUUGCAAAAGAAGGUUCUGUCUCUACUGUGCCAGGGAAUAUGACAUGGCAGGAAUAUUUAGAAAUGAUGUUACAACAAAAUUACUUCAAGCAAGGUGAAAAGUAUCAGAAUAUAACCAUUCCAAUGGUGAUUGAACGUGUAAACAUCUCCAUUCCAAAACUACCAAAAUCAGAAACAGAUGUUAAAAUGUCUUAUGAUUAUUCUACUGGGGUAUUGGAUAUGCCUGGAAUCCAACUUUGCAAUGUCACUACAACCAUUCUACCAACAGUAUCAAAACCAAUAUCUUUUGAUGCAAUUGACUUGGUCACUCUGGAUGGUUGUUAUUGUGAUAAUCUUGAAACUGCGAUUAACUACAGCUUGAAUUUGACAAUUCAGAAUUACAAAGAGGCAAUGGGAAGCAGCAUUUUAAUCUAUGAAGUUCUACAGAAUCAAAAAUCCAACUUCAAUCUCAUAAAAUCCGUUACUGAUAAGUACAAACAAUUGAGUGCUAAUAUCAAUUCAGUUCAGGACCCAAAGAUUAUGAUUGUUUACCAAACCGAACCCAUUCUGAUAAUCGUUGAUGGAGAUUUACAUGCUGAAACAGCAAAUGCAUUAUUAACUUCAGAUGCUUUUGCUUUGGUGAAAUCAAGUUCCAAAGUAACUGCAAGAAAUGAUUUGAUGACUCUAGCUGUAUUUAAUGUCAACAAUCAAUCUUAUUCUUUGGUAACAAAGUCAGAAAAACGGCCAAUUAAAUUUGUCCAAGUGAAAGCUGAUACUUUAACAGCCAAAGAUGUGAUUAAGGGAUCCUUGGCAUGGUCUUCAGAAUUGAAAACUAUUUUAUCCAGUGCCCAACCCAAUGAAUCAGUCUACUUAUGUGCUCAGGUCACACCAACAGAAGGUCCGGUGUCAUUCAUUGACGAAAUCAGAAGUAACGAACAAUUUAAACAGUUGAAAUUCUUCUUUGAUUUGGAUAAGAAGACUGUUGACUUCCAAACCAUUCUGAGAAAGAAUUUAUUGCUGUUGAUUCAGAAGAAUGGUAUUCUUGGUACUUCUGCACAAUGCUCCAUUGAUUUUAAGACCAAUGUGAAGAGUGAUUUGCAAUUGACAAGUUUAUAUUUUAAAGCUACUGCGCAAAGUGGUUCCCUUGGCGAUGGUAAAUUGGACUGCAUUGGUAUCAACUCCAAUGAUGAAACUUUGAAUGUCAAAAAUGUUGGACUUGGAAACAUUGACUAUUGCUUGAUCAAAGGGAGUCAGAAAACAAUUGGUUUGGCAUAUCUAGACAAAAGUACCUGUAAUCUGGUUCCGGAUGGUAUUUUGAAAUGGAGAGUCCCUGAUUCUUGGUCAUCCGAAGAUGCGUGUACUGUUCCUCAUGCAUAUGCUACAGCUUAUUAUUCGUUGAUCCAACGUGGUAAAUUGGAAGCUGGAGAAACUGUCCUUAUUCAUGGCGGAUGCAGCGCUAUUGGUUUAGCGGCUAUUUCUAUAGCAACCAAUAUGGGCUGUACUGUUUUUGCUACAGUAGCAACUGACUUCCAGAGAGCUUACCUGAAGAAACAAUUUUCAAGCCUUAGAGAUAGAAAUAUCUUGUCUUCUGAAAAUACCACAUUUGAAUUACAAUUACUGGGAGCAACCGGUGGAAAUGGAGCUCAGGUUAUCCUGAACACCGUAACAGAUUCUUUGUUCCACGCUACUGCUCGUUGUCUUGCAGCUUACGGACGUCUCAUCCAACUUGGUAAAAUUGAUAAAACCAAGAAUAACACCAUGGGCAUGAGUAUCUUCCUGAAAAACACUUGCUUCAUGGGUGUCGUCCCUGAGAAAAUAUUUGACGCACGUGAUGAACUUAAAAUCCAACUUAGAGAUUUAGUCCAACGUGGAAUAGAUAAAUAUGUGAUUAGACCAUUGAAUAGAAAAGUGGUCCAACAUCAAGACUUUGCUGGUAUUCUCAAUACUUUAAUCGCCCCUGGAAAUAUUGGAAAAAUUAUCAUAAAAUUAACACAGGAUCUUGUUCUGAGUCAGUUGAACAUUGAAAAGAACAAUCAAUUCAUCUGCGACACUCGUGGUACCCAAUUAGUAUACAAUGGUGCUGCUGAUCUUUGGAUAGACCUGGUAGAAUGGUUAGUCCUCAGAGGAGGAAGGAAAAUCUUUGUUGUGACCGAUUCCAAUAGUAAACCUUUGAAUAUCGCUGUGCAAAGAAGAUUGAAUUUGCUAAAGAGCCACUUUGGGGCUGAUAUUAACACUCUGCCAAAUAAAAUUCAAACCAAGGAGAACGCAGCUGAAUUAAUUGCUCAGUUAUAUCAAGCUGGAGCAAUCCAGGCGGUACACAUCUUACCAAAUAAAGAAGUUUUAAGACAGAGUGAUAUUAAAUCUAUACAAUAUAUUGAAUCAGCUCUGAGGACAGCUGCUCCAAAAGCGUUGUUCAUUAACUAUCUGCAUUCAGUCAGUGGUAUUUCUGAAGGACGUAUUGAUGCUGGUUUCCCAACUUAUAAUAUUUUGUGGGAUGAAGGGUUGAAUAUUACUGAUGUCCUCAGUGUGAUGGAUGACAUUCUUUCCUAUAGAAUCGGGUGUGUUUAUGUGAAGAAUGAUCAAGUGAGCGAUAUUAACCAUGAUACAGUACAAGCCCUUUAUAAAAAAUUGUCUAUGAUGUUACCAAACAGUGGAACUGAAUUGACUGAGGAUUACAUUGAUCUGCCGCAACAACCUGAGUUGAUCCAACUGCCAUCUUCAGGUCCAAGGAAAAUCAGGGAGUUACCACCACUUAUUAUUGUCCCUGGUUUUACCAAGACCAAAAUUGUUAGGGAGUUUGCUUUGGAGUUAUUGUAUCCAGUGUUUUGUGCACCGUUACCACAGACUCCAAUGUCUAUUAAUGAUGCUGCUAAGUCUUAUGCUCAGAAAAUACGAAACCUAUACAAACGUGGACCGUACAAUAUCAUUGGUAUUUCAUGGGGAGGACCAUUGGCAAUUGAAAUCGCCCGUAUUCUACAAUCCUAUGCAAACACCCAGGUGACUCUUCUAGAUGCAGCUCCAGAUACAAUUCAAUCUUCUCUGAAGUGCAUCGGAGAGGGCGCCACAGGCGAAAUUGAACUCCUGAAUAGAAUCUUAAUGAUCAACGAUACUGCUUUCUUGAAGAGUCUUAACUCUUUGCCAUCCUGGAACAAUCGAGUUGACGCCGCUCUAAAAACCUACAAAGAAACAGAGGAAAACAAAUCCUCUCUGAAAAUCAGCCUCAACGGAGUCAAACGUCUAAUCGACCAAAUCAUCGAAUAUAAAGAAUCAACAACAAAUAAACUAAUUGGUAAAUGUUUCCUGAUUCGACCCACCAAUAGCAGUAAAUUCGAUGAUUGUGGAUUGAAGAAAAUAUUCGAAUUGAUGCCCAAUAUUUUCGUCUCUUCAGGAGAUCAUUUAUCAGUGCUACAUGCAGAGAAAACCAUUGAUUAUAUCAAUGAGCAUGUCACUGUCAAAUAAUUAUUUAACUAAAAUUUGUAAUAAUUCACUUUGCAAAUAAAUGGUUGCGGGAUUAAAAA